Eremothecium gossypii ATCC 10895 is the source of this 3780-nucleotide messenger RNA. It is a transcript of the gene BUD4, whose product is annotated as Bud4p. Bases 1 to 3780 code for a protein of 1259 amino acids. Gene Ontology annotation, molecular function: GTP binding. The record is from RefSeq and is marked provisional. Gene Ontology annotation, biological process: protein localization to bud neck; axial cellular bud site selection. The transcript has a single exon. Lineage: Eukaryota; Fungi; Ascomycota; Saccharomycetes; Saccharomycetales; Saccharomycetaceae. Gene Ontology annotation, cellular component: cellular bud neck contractile ring.
AUGGACGAGCAGUCGAGCGGGCAGGACGUAGACCAGUCCUUGGACACGCUGCUGAAGGAGAUAGACCUGAAGAUGCAGCUGCGGGACGGAGAAGAGGGGCGGAGGGCGAGCGCACAGUCCGAGGGGAGCCUGCGGUUACCGGCAGUGAGGAUGUUGGAGCGCGGGAUGGUGGCAUCCGCAUCGCACAAAUCUGUGACGUUCGACGAGGAGCCGCCGAGCGUGCACGAGUACAGCGUGGUGAUGGACUCCAGUGCUGGGACGUCAGAGUGCGCGGAGGAAGAGCGGGAGGGGGCGGACGGGUACGAGUGCGCGGCGGACACAAUGCGGGUGCUGUACGACGAGGACACCGACAGCAGCUGCAUGGGGAGCGAGCGCGCGCUGGCGGGGCCCGCGGCGGAGGGCAUCGUGCCCGAGGGCUACAAAGAGGCUGACCUGCUUGGCACAGAGCGCGCGGGAAGCGGCACACCGUCGCUCUCGUAUGAUGAUGCCGCCGGCCUAGGGUCACCGCCGCACGUGAUCUUUACGAUUAAGCCGACUUCUCCUCUCAAUGCGUAUGACCGAGGGUCUUGGGAGCCCCUGCAGAGUAAUACCGCAAUGGACACCCCGCCCCGCGGCGGAACGGCUGUCUCGCAGCAUGGACUUUUUGCGAAGGCCCCAAAAUUGCCUGCUAUACCCUCUCCCAAUUCCAGAAGGCGUGUCAGUUAUGCGGGCAGCGACAGUUACCCCAGCGACGACUCGGCUACCGACAAGAGGUCCCUAACAGAUAAGACAGUGCCCGAUAAUAGGGGUGAGAACGAGCGGGGUGGCUUCGGCUAUGAAAACAGCGAUAGGAACCCUAGCAUUGAAACCGGGACAACUGAUGAAUACCAGUCAGCAGGCGAAUACAAGAGUAUGUCUUCCUCCGAAGCUAACGAUGAUUCGAAAACCGAGGCCUCUGUGGAGGAUCUACGUAUAUCCAAUAAACCCCAGCGGGAUACCACUAUUCAGGACCUGCACGCUACAACUCUCCCGAGGUCUUCGUCCACACUUAUUCCACCUGCUCUUCCGCCUCUGGAUCCCAGCUUCUUCGGCAGACUGGCGCGAUCGCCAUCUUACUCUCCUAUAAGGGAUAGGGGUUCAUCGGAGGGCUCUGUCGGUGAACACGAUUCGUCACUUGAACAAGACCACGAGUUGGGGAUGGGACAACAGUCAGCACGAACCAACUCUUCCGCUAGCGGAAAUAGCAGUGAUUCUGUGAUGGUUAAGCCCCUCAGCCUCUUUAGCAAUAGCCAAGUCGAUUCCUUGCAUCUAGGUGCACCUGCGCCCGAUAAUUCGACACCGAACAAAGAAGCAUUGCCUUCCGCGUGCCCACCCGACGCAAUGAAGUCCAUUGGAACGCAGACUUCUAUUCUAGAAGAUAAAGCGGAGUCCGGUCCAUCCCAGUCCAGCGCCACAUCUGAGAAAUCAGUGAUGCUUCCUAACUUCCCACGCUUUGAGUCUUUCUUCGAUGAUUCCUACCCCUUCGGACAUGACUCAGAUCGUUCCAAUAACUCUGUCAGCUAUUCUAAAAGAACCUUAAAGCCAUCUAAUUAUCUCAGUAUAUGGCAUCUGCAGGAAGCUCAGAUGCGCCACGAUUCACCGGCAUUCAGCGCUAACUCUCAAUUCUCUUGUAAAAUGGUAGGAGAGUCUAAGCGCACCUCAUUGGAAAGUUCCCGCCUCAGUGCAAAAUAUGAAUCACGUUUUAAAUUCAAGUUCAAGCCUAAACUGGUUUCGAGGCGCAGAAUAUACUACAAUAAAGACCAGUGGCGGAACUUUCAGGAGCCUCCUACUCGCUACUACAGCAACUGCACUGAAUCGGAUCACAUUUCAUCUGACGUACCUGGCACACCUGUCAGUCCAUCAAUCAAAUCGAGAAAUCUGUGUCAUGGCAGAACACGAGGCAAUAUGAAGAUGGUUGAACGGGUAAAUUCUCUUUGUAGUGCUAACGAAAGAUUAUCGUCUGCAGGCAAUGGCGAUGAAACUUUCUUGUCCGCUUCCAGUAACCUUGAUGUCACAUCUCGUCGACCAAGCGUGGAUAUUAUUUCUGAAAUUUCGACCAAAGACCUUUUGCCAAAAAUAAAACAAGAUUCGGAUGGUUUUAAUGAGUUAAUCAAGACUUUUGUUGACCAUGAUGAGCAAUCUCAGCAGACUGACUCUACUAUCGCAUCAUAUCGCCGUGGAACUCGUGAUACGACGAUAUAUCAUAUCUGGGAGCAUUCGAUACAGGAGAACAGCAUUUCAGAUUACGGAAACAGUCCUACUGCCGGAAAGGGCACCAUAAGUAAAUUACUGGAUAAUCACGAGGUGGAAUUCGAUGGCAAAAACUCCUUCGUUACUGGGUUGGGGAUCAUCAAGAAGACAGAUCAAGAUAGUCGCGUGGACGUACUACGUAUCGAUAGUACACAGGGAAUUGAAGCAAUACAAUCCUUUUCUCCAUAUAGUUAUAGGAAUGCCUUCGAUCCCGUAACCCCAACAAAGAGUGCCUAUCAUGGCUGCGAGGCGCUGCAAGCAUCGCAGAUGGGCACUCCUUUCAGGCCGGCCAUAAGUACAACCCUCCAGGCGCAAUCUGGGUUAGGGCAUAAGCGGCCGGCAGUUGAACGCCCCACGACUGCGCAGCUGGGUAACUACGUUUCUGCAGAAAUGUCGCCAGAGGUGCAGGAGCCUGCAGAAGAAACAAAGAAACGUACUGACCUACAGGAUAACGGACAACUUUAUUUUGUUUUCGUUGGGAUUGAGCAACUUGCGCUUCGGGAUAUCGAACGUCACAGCGCUGAGUGUAGCAUCGAAUUCGAUAAUGGCAACAACGUGGUACAAUCAGAGUGGUUACCAUUGCCCAAAUCUGGCAGCAUGUCGUUGAACCAGGAGUAUUCUGUGAUCAUUGCCGAGGAGUCUUUGCCAAAUAUGAUUAUCACCCUAAAGUGCCGUUACAAGAGCCCUAAGAAGGAGCUUGUCGAAAUAACCGAGAAGGUGCCGUUGAAGAGCAAAUGCUGCGGCCUCGGAAAGCCGAAGUACAAGCAGGUAAAAAAGUUGCUGCGCAGAGAGAUGGAUUUUGACGAGUGGGACUACAAGAUUGCCCAAGACGGAUCCUUCGCGCGCUGCAAGGAACAAAUUGAUGAAGAACUACUGAAGAACGUACGAUAUAAGAAACAGCAGUUCCGCUGGACACUGCUUAGCGAAUGGGAGCGUGAUCACAGCAAGGAGCACAAGCGUAAGAGAGCAUGGGAGCUACCGCGGCUGCCAGCGCACCCUGCGGGGGCGCUUGUGGUCGAUAUGUGCUAUUUACCCCGGACAUCGCGGUUUGAAAAGUUCCCGAAGACACUCCAGAUUGCACGGCGGGUUGUCAACAAGUUCAAGGAACAGAAAGCCAUCGCAAUGGAGGGUUUCAUGUGGCAAGAAGGCGGUGAUACAGAGGUCCUGAAGCGCCGCUACUUCACUCUCAAUGGCACGCAACUGGUCGCGCAUCAUGAGAUUACAAAGAAACCCAAGGCUAUGAUCAAUCUACUGCGUGUAGAAAAGCUGCUCACGGAGGCCGAAAUAUCCCGCGAGAUGUUGAGCUCCUCCAGCAGGUGCUUCACAGAUCUGGUGCUGCUCCACGAAUGCUUCGUCUUGUUCUUCGAAAAUGGGGAAGAGAUCAUGUUUAACCCAGAUACGAAAACUGAGAAGCUAGAGUGGAUAGAAAAGCUGCGAAAAGUAAUAGAGCUGAACAGGUUUCACCAACCAUGGGUUAAAAAGUUCUUGAAUAGCAGUGAGAAUAUUCUCUGA